Messenger RNA from Suillus subaureus, 3471 nucleotides. RefSeq lists its product as uncharacterized. Bases 1 to 3471 code for a protein of 1156 amino acids. NCBI's taxonomy places the organism in Eukaryota, Fungi, Basidiomycota, Agaricomycetes, Boletales, Suillaceae. The record is from RefSeq and is a predicted model, not a curated record. The transcript has 4 exons.
AUGAUUCCUUUUAUUCCGACGCUUAUUCUGGCUUUCGUUUCGUUUAUAUCAUCAGCUUUUGUUAUUUUUCGCAUAGUAAUUCCAAUUCUUCCGCCUCAUCCUUUAAGCAGACGAGUCGCUCCCUCCGAGUUCGGACUGCCUGAUUAUAAUUUUCGUUCUCUUUCUUCAGCUGACAAGAGUCACCUAUGGUUGGCUUCCCUCGAUAUCCUGGCUCUAUGCGUCUUCAUUUGGCAGGCAUUUAGUGAAUACUAUGGUGGCCCUGCAGCAUAUGGCGAGGCCCGUGACGCUGCAUCCUCGGCAAGGUUGUGGUUUGCCUUGACAAUCAGGCAGACUUGUCUUUUUGUCGUGUCCGCACUCACGUUGAUCCACAUUCGUAUGGGGCGGUCAGUAUCCUUCGGAUACAGGCACUGGAUGCUGUGGGCGCCCACCAUGCUCCUGGGGUUCACAUCCACUGUACUCUCUGGCGUUAUCGCGGGGGUAGGUGUCCCAAGCUUCUUCGUUGGACUUCUGGCAUAUUCCACUACUGUUGCUGUCUUGAGCAGUGCAUCGUUUGGCAGUCUCGUGUACACUCUUGUGGUAAUCCGGCGCAAUCUCGCCGCACUCAAUGAUCCCGCAGACAGCUGGCCACCUGCUAAAGAAGUCGAGGACAAACCCCGCCCCUCGUUCGCGACUGAGGAUGUUGACGUCCUCAGGGAAGGUAGUUCUUGGCUUACCUCUGAUGCAGGCAGUACGCAUCAGGACUCGGUGUCCAACUGGUCUUUCUCGACUCAUCAAACGCACCCCCGUUCUGGUUCCUUGCGCGUCGACUGUGCCAUGGCAUCCAAAACCUCCCUUGUGCCUAAAUCGUCUUAUUGGUUUGAUCCGCCUACACCUGUGACCGGUGACGUAUUAUUUCCGCCAGUCCCAGCAUUGCCUUCAUCUCACCCUCCAUCACCCACUGACGCACUAAGCUCUGAUCCUGACCCUUUCCGUCGUGAUACUCCGAUUCGGCCACGUCUCGGCUCGCAGAGCUCAUGGCUGACUUCGCCGUCUGGGUCUCAAAUCUCGCACUCUGCAUGGUCCUAUCCCACCAGCCAUCAAGGUGGCGUCAGCGCCAUUGAUCUCAACGCUGAGCUUCUUCCCCAAUGCAAUCGGCCACUGACCCCCGCUCUGUCGAGUGCUCGAGUUCUUGGAGGAUACGGAUAUCAGGGUGAUUCAGAAAGGGGUAUUGCUUCUCUGGCGUAUAAUGGCAAUGAUGUCGACAUCUCAAUUUAUCGGUAUGCCUGCUGGAUGAUGACAAUUUGGGUACCUUUGGCGUUCUCCCUGCCAUACAUCCUAUCUUUCGUUGGAAAUGGCUUCGUAUCUUCUGCCACCCCUCUUCUUCUUGCCCUCUCGGUCACCCUGUCUUCGCCCCUCCUUGCCAUGAACAUCAUUAUGCGCUCGCCCAUCCCCAUCCCGACCGGUCUUUUUGAAGUUCAUAGCGAGCCUCCCUCAGUCUGCAUGCGGGCACCAUCUCCGGCUGUCACUCUCACCGACUGCAACCGUGAGUACAAGCGGUCUGGGUCAGUCACAGUUGUCGAAGAGAGACGCUCUGGAGAUGUUUGGCUCUCACAAGGGGACGCCGUAGACGGGAAAGGCAAGCUUAGUAGGGCACUUGGUCUCAUGACCCCUGUUCCGCGCCUAGCUGUACUGCCUCCUGAUGGUGAAAAGGAAGAUGGAGAGAUGACGCCCCCCUUGCCAAUGCAGACCGAGUCUGAAUCAUUCAAUACUUCUGUGUUCCCUAACACCCCCCAAUCUGCGGAGUUUGGAAGAAUCAGGAAGCAGUCGGUUCAGUCAAGAAUUUCAGGCGAUGAAUUUGCCUCGAGAAUAAUGGUCGCCCAGAGGCAUUAUUCUGCGCUUGCAACUACGGUGGUUGUCACAGCAUCGCCAGAGAAGCAAGGUGGUGAUCUGCUCACUGUAACUACUGGCGCUGGCAUGGAGAAGAGGAAGUCGGUCCUCUCUGGUUCUUCGCAUCUCCGCUCCCGCUCUGUCUCUUCAGUCAUUGGUCAGGCGAUCAGCACAGACUACGGCCCCGGCCCCAGCCCUAGCCGACCUCCGUCUCAACCUCUGCCUCCCACACCUCCUAAUGUCCGUCUUGCCAAGCAACAAUCGAUGCGCACUCUCAUCCACCGGAAGUCGUAUUCGUCUGGUUAUAGCUUCGGCGCAGUUGUCAAUGACGAUGUAAACGAGAUCGAUGUGCUCACUGCUGGUGUUCUGCCGCUCCUUGUACCUGGUUUAAGGGUUGGAAGUGAUGUGAAGAUCAAGGAUUUCGAGUUCGAGUUCGACCCCCCGAUCAGCAGCACUGUGACAAAGAAGAAGCGCCUGCCAGCUUCUCGCACCCAGAAGGAUAACGGUGACUUCGGUGUGCUCGCCAAAGGAGACUGGGAAAGUACCGCGCUGCACUCGACACUCGCCAAUGGCAAGGUCAGGCCCAAGAAGGCGUCUGCGCACAAGAGACAUCACUUCAGUCUUUCUAGUCUCGGUCUUCGCAAGGACACAGCCAAUGCUUUGAAAUCCGAGAUUAGCCGCGCGCUUGCCACGAAGAUUGGUGGAUACGCCACUGUAAACGAUGGAAGGCGCAACACGGUCUGGGGGGGCGAAUCGGUCUCCAACCUUCUUGCACAUCCCCCCGUGCAUGUUGAUAAGCAGCUUGUUCAGAAUGGCGCCUCCCUCGGCCGCACAAUCUCUACUCGCACUCUUGGUCUUCGUGCUGAAGUCCUUCAUGGCAUGGAAAGUGCACGUACCUCCGUCGUUACCCUUGACACCGCAACAAUACUUCCUCCGUCAUCCGCUGCAUCUACGGUCACUCUCUUUGACCCUAUGGCCGAAUUUGAUCCUGCUGCGCAAAGCACGCCACUGCAAGAAAAAGAAUGCCAUUUUGCACGAAAAUAUCAAGCUGCCGCUAUGCCUCGCUCUCAACUGACUUCCAAACGCUCAAGUAUUGUCUAUAUCAGGUCAUCCGAGGAACACGCCCAAGCACCAACGGAGCCAGAGGCUCGGCCGCCCACCGAACGAAAUAUUACUAAUGACAUGACAUCUCGUACACUCGCACAGUGGUCCUCCCGGGUGGUGAAACCACUUAUACUCAAGUCUAGCAACCAGCGCAAGGACGCCACAGAGCCCGCAACGAAGUCGAGCUCGAAUUCUCUUCGCACCCUUUCCCUACUUAAAGAUCGUGAUUCGAACCAUAAUAAUACUGGCGAUGUCGCCAGCAACGGGUUCGCUGGUACACGACCGCUCGUUCUUGGAAAGAAGAAGCCAAAGUCGAUGAAAGAGCACGAUGAGAAUGUUGCUCCCAGUGCUAGUUCUGUGAACAAGCAUCUGAAGCCGCUAACGCUUAGUCGAACAGAAUCGAGCAAGGUCCGCGGAAUUCUUCGCAAAGACGAAACGCUCCCUAGGGUGAUGGUUCGCCCACCAUCUGACCGGAUGGAGUCGAUUUAUGAGGUUCGGUGA